AUGGCGGCCAAACCGCCGAAAGAGUCCCAGAACGCGGGCAAUCCUAGCCAGACACUGUUUCUCAAGAACCUCCCCGAAAAGAUCAACAAGAACGAGCUGAAGCGCGCUCUGUACAUGCUCUUCUCCACCUAUGGCCCCGUCCUUGACAUUGUCACGAACCGCAUUGGAUCGAAAGGACAGAGCAUGCGAGGACAGGCCCAUAUUGUCUUUCGCGACAUACAGACGAGCACACAAGCCAUGCGAGCUUUGCAGGGGUUUGAUUUCUUUGGGAGGGAAAUGGUUAUUGUCUACGGCAAAGGCCAAUCGCACAUAAUUUCUAAACUUCGGGGCACCUUUGAACCUCCAGCCGCUACAGCAACCGCUGCUUCUGACGCCACGGCUUUACAGAAUUCCAUCUUCAAUGCCCCACCAACUGGGAUUUCCAGCAAGCCCACCGAAACUGGAGUGAAACCAGCUGCAACAACUCCCGACGGUGUCCCUCACGGCACAAAAAGACCAAGAGAAGAGGAAGAGGAGGAGGAAGAAGACAGCGCAGUGGAAAUGGAAGAAGACGAGGAUGAUGCGCCGAUGGAAGAGGAUGAGGAUGACUGA
Fonsecaea multimorphosa CBS 102226 is the source of this 591-nucleotide messenger RNA. RefSeq lists its product as uncharacterized. Bases 1 to 591 code for a protein of 196 amino acids. Gene Ontology annotation, biological process: mRNA splicing, via spliceosome. Gene Ontology annotation, molecular function: pre-mRNA intronic binding; U12 snRNA binding. The transcript is spliced from 3 exons. Gene Ontology annotation, cellular component: U12-type spliceosomal complex. The record is from RefSeq and is a predicted model, not a curated record. Lineage: Eukaryota; Fungi; Ascomycota; Eurotiomycetes; Chaetothyriales; Herpotrichiellaceae.